UCAAAACCACAACAAAAUCAGCUGCUGUGAAAAAAAACUCAUGGAGAAAACCGGAAAGUAGAGAAAAUGAAUUUUCUAUCGCGAAUUAUCAGUGGCCCACGCGUUUAUCAGGUCGCGUUUUCACGGGCAACCAUUGUCCGUUCCGGUUUGCCAAGCGUUUCGCUCUCCGACGGUGCUCGCUUCUCCACGAAGACGACAAAACUCGACGUAGCUGGCGGGAACGAAACUGGCCGGAAAACGGCUGGCCCGGAGUCUUCCGGAAGUGCAAGAAAAGCCAAAACAUCGCCAAAGGUAACACUCAUCGGACAGGAUGAAUCGAUAUCCAUUGUGAAUCUAGAAGAAGCGACGAAAAUAUCGAACCGGAGGAAUCUGAAGCUGGUGAAAGUGACCGAUCUCGACUCGAAGACGCAGCGUCCGGUUUACCGCUUAAUGACUGGCUCGGAAUAUUUAACCGAGGAUCUGAAACGACGCGAGGAGAAGAAGAAAAGUAAACAGGACGCAACGGUAAAGGGGGACAAGCUGCUCACGAUCAGUGCCCGGAUAGCGGAGCACGAUCUCGUCUCGAAGAUACAGAACGUCCAGAAGUGGCUCACCAAAUCCUACGAGGUAAGGGUCGUGGUCACAGGAGAUGGUGCUGGAAGUAAGGGAAAGCAGGAGGACAUUGCCCAACGGUUCGAGACGAACGUCAAGGAGUGUGGCAAGAUCGUACAGAAGCGCUUGAGGGAUAACGAUUUACGAUUCAACAUACUGCCAGUUGCUGCUGGAAGUGCUUCGUCCUCCGCUACCGCUACCACUACCGCUGGCACUGGAACUGGCAAGCAGAAGACUUUGCUAGAGACGAAAGGAACGAAUAAUCCGUUGGCUGGUGGUGGCGAUGCACAAGCCGUCCGUGGCAUACACUAUCAGGCUAGCGGGUUGCUGGCGUGACAAUCACAGCACAAGGGCAGCAGCGAACAACUGUCGAACUGUAGCAAAGAGCCGAUUAAUGGAAUGAAGCGUUUCAAAGUCACGGGAUGUGUUGCGCUGGUUCUGUGCGUGAAGUAUGCCUUUUGGGCUUAUCUACUCAGGGGAGACAGAUGACCAUGCGGUGCUGCGGCACGCGUGCAACCGCGUGGAUUCGAGUGUAAAGUUUUGAAUAAUAAUAAACUAGCAUCAGUUUAGAUC
Anopheles darlingi is the source of this 1164-nucleotide messenger RNA. It is a transcript of the gene mIF3, whose product is annotated as translation initiation factor IF-3. NCBI's taxonomy places the organism in Eukaryota, Metazoa, Arthropoda, Insecta, Diptera, Culicidae. The record is from RefSeq and is a predicted model, not a curated record. Gene Ontology annotation, biological process: mitochondrial translational initiation; ribosome disassembly. Gene Ontology annotation, molecular function: translation initiation factor activity; ribosome binding. Gene Ontology annotation, cellular component: mitochondrion. The transcript has 2 exons. The coding region runs from base 67 to 927 and encodes 286 amino acids.